This is a messenger RNA of Haliotis rubra (blacklip abalone), 2849 nucleotides long. Its product is annotated as G2/mitotic-specific cyclin-B3-like. The record is from RefSeq and is a predicted model, not a curated record. Gene Ontology annotation, cellular component: cyclin-dependent protein kinase holoenzyme complex; cytoplasm; centrosome. NCBI's taxonomy places the organism in Eukaryota, Metazoa, Mollusca, Gastropoda, Lepetellida, Haliotidae. Gene Ontology annotation, biological process: mitotic cell cycle phase transition; regulation of cyclin-dependent protein serine/threonine kinase activity. Gene Ontology annotation, molecular function: cyclin-dependent protein serine/threonine kinase regulator activity.
UUUCAAACGGCCCACGACCCUGAGAAGAAGAUUGUUUACAGUGUGCGAGAACUAAAGAGGGGAUAUUUUUUGGAUCUUGAAAUUGUUCGCAACAUUGCUGGUUAAUGUGUGUUGAUCUUAAGCAGAGAAGUGUUACCAGAGAGAAACUGCGGAUUUUCGACUGCUGUUUCGUCCAAAAAUGAACAAGAGGAAAGAUCGAAUUUUGAGAUCAAAGGCAACAAUGCCGCUUGAUCAGAUUCAUCAUGACAGCACCAGCAAUGCUAUGAACAUGGGAGUAAAGAGACAUGGUGGUCUUCUCAUUGACCCCUCACUCAAACGCAGAGCAGCAUUUGAAGACAUCACAAACUCUGUGAAAGAGAACCAAGGUUUAAAAGAUGGUCAAAAGAAAAAGACAAGUUCCGGUCAGAAAGGGUUGAAACCAAGUCAAGGGAAAGUAGUGGCUGUAGAGAAACCUCGACCCAAACUUCAGCCAACAACUGAAGACAAGGAGAACAGUUCCACUCUGAAGAAGAAGUCGUGUUUUUGUCUGAGGAGGUUCUGUCAUCACAAGAUUUUGCAUCACAGAGUUCUGAGUCCAGCUGAAGCAAGCAAACACCAGAGAUCCAUAUCAGAGGAGAUUGAUGAGCUGGAACUGCUACUGGAGGAAGAGCAGAUAGACGAUAUUGACAAGGAGAACCUUGGAGACCCUGCACAAGCUGCUGUGUAUGCUAAGGACAUCUUUGAAUAUUACAAAGAGAGAGAGGUGAAGUUCAACGUGGACCAGUACAUGUCCCGACAGCCACACCUGACUCCCAACAUGCGGAGUAUCCUGGUGGAUUGGCUGGUGGAGGUGCAGGAGAACUUCGAGUUGAACCAUGAGACUCUGUACCUUGCCGUCAAGCUGGUCGACACCUACCUGUCACGGAAACAGAUCCUCAAGGAAGUGCUGCAGCUGGUUGGGGCUGUGUCACUGUUUGUAGCUUGUAAAUUUGAUGAGCGCUGCCCUCCUCUGAUUGAGGACUUUCUGUACAUCUGUGACGAUGCCUACACUCGCCAGGAGUUUAUUCAGAUGGAGAUGAACAUCCUUCGCAUUGUUGGCUUCGACCUUGGAAUGCCCCUAUCCUACAGAUUCCUCAGGAGAUAUGCAAAGUGUGCUCGCGCUGCGAUGGAGACAUUGACUCUUGCUCGUUACAUUCUGGAGAUGUCCCUCAUGGAGUACAGUCUGCUGUCGGUGAAGGAGUCCAAGCUGGGUGCAGCCACUCUCUACCUCGCUCUCUGCAUGAAGAAGGAAGGAACAUGGACUCGGACCAUGGUUCACUUCACCGGCUACGAGGUGACCGAGCUGAGAGACCUCAGCAGACAGUUGAACACUGUGAUCAAGUCACCUCCAAACAAACAGCUCACAACCAUCAGGUCCAAGUAUGCACACAAAGUUUUCUACGAAGUUGCUAAGACUACCACAAUAGACAACAACGACUUAUAGUCUGAUGUGGAAGGUGUUUCAUCGCUGGCAGCAUGUGUUAUGUAGUACAGCAAGUGUCAAUCAUGAACACUGUCCUCUGUGCUUCGUACACACGUCCUAGUGGCCACAUUGAAAUUGACAAUGAUAUCGCCAGUUGACGGCCCCCCAAAGUGUUGUGAUGGCAGCUGAUGGAGGUACACAGACAAGGACACUCAGCCGAGCACUACAGUUUCGCAUCAUGUUUACCCAUGUCGAUUACAACUAGUUAUUAUUGAAUGGCUGAAUAUGUUUUAUAUAUGCAUUGUUAAAUAUUUAUUGUUUUUGACGGUACCUUAAGAAGAUCAAAAUUGCAAUAAUAAUUUAUAGGAAAUUAGGACCCAUGUGAAAAGUUUAAAUAAUUGAUUAGAUAUGAAGUAUUUCAAAUAUAUCUUACAAAUUUAGCAUUUACGUUGAUGGGUCAAAAAUGAAAGCAUAAAAUUUGGGCAUUAACUUUUCAGUUCAGAGCUAAAAGUAAUUCCAUUUUGUAUAAAAGUAGAGUUUAGGUAAUGACAGAUCUAACUUGUAUGGAGACAUAAUGUGUACAUAAUAUGUCUAUCAAAAUUAAGCAUGAUAUGUUGGACAGAUUGGGAUUAUGAAGAAUACCUCAGAUUUUCUACCAAGCAGGGGCACAGUGUUGUAUAGUACACUUGCUACCUCCCUGCUGAUAGGGUUUUUACAGAAGUAUCGUCAUGCUUUCUUAGAUAUUUUUAUCCUAUUUUAGGUUCACUAUGUUAAAGCAGCAGGAGAUUAUGCUUCACCACACCGUUACAAGAUAGAAGUAUUAUGGAAUGGUAUAUGCUUAUAAAACCCAACAAUGAUGAAAUGAGGACAUUUAAAGUUGUCAUAUCAAAUUAAAAGCAUGCCUCUGAAGUAAAAGAUCAUUAAUAUCUUUAAUGAGUCCUUGCAGUUACGCUACAUGGGAUCCUGAUAGUAAUCUGUCAAUGAAUAGAAUCACGAUAUAUGCAACUCACCACAAAAUUCCUGUAUUCAAAUUCAGCCUAUCGGGUAACUUUUUACCCUGUUGUGUGCUACAUGACGUGUGUUUGUGACUGUCUUUUCAUUCAUCUUUCUUCCUCUUCUCUCUCUCUCAGUCUGUGCUGUCUUGUCUCAAAUGCUCUAUAGGAAGUCUACUGGACAGGUUCACUGAAUCUUUGCUAUAGUAGAAAUAUACUUAUCAAAUUGGCAAUUUCAUUACCGUCAGAUCUUUACUCUGAUGCAAUACCUCUCCAAAUAUAAGUCCAAAUCAUUUUAAAACCCACAGCCCCGAUUUCUCUGAACAAACUUAAGUUUUUUCUCAAAUUUCAAACUGAGUUUGACAAUUUGAAACAGCUGAAUUUUUAACUCAACUGCAUUUUUUAACUAAAAAAGC